Manihot esculenta (cassava) is the source of this 1679-nucleotide messenger RNA. Its product is annotated as AT-hook motif nuclear-localized protein 13. The transcript has 5 exons. The record is from RefSeq and is a predicted model, not a curated record. Lineage: Eukaryota; Viridiplantae; Streptophyta; Magnoliopsida; Malpighiales; Euphorbiaceae. Gene Ontology annotation, molecular function: minor groove of adenine-thymine-rich DNA binding. Bases 195 to 1349 code for a protein of 384 amino acids.
CGAGUUUUCUUUUCACAUUCAUUUGCUUGUUCAAAGUGGUAGGUUCCAUUACUCCUACAACUAGUACUUCUCGGUGUAGAUAAACUCAAAACUCACACGCUUUCUUCCCCGAGUUUCUUUCGCAUUCCCACCUUCCAAACACAAUUUCCAGCAACCCUUUUCUCCGUAUCACUACCGGGAAGAGAAACGCGAUAAUGGACUCGAGAGAACAGCAACCACCACCGCAUAUAUCACCGCAUCACCAUCACCAUCACCAACAGCAACCCCAACACCAGCAUCAGCAGCAACCUAACAUAUUACUCGGCGGCCCCACUUCUUCCUACUCCAACGCCACCGCACCUCAUCCAGCUAUGAGUAUGAUCAACCCCAACAUCCCUCCCCCUGCUGCAGCUGGUUUCCCCUUUAAUUCAGUUUGUCCGCCGCGCCCACAAUCUAAGCCUCCUUCUUCAGAUGGUCUUUUUGAUGGAUCAUCACCGCCUUCUUCAACGGGGAUGAGGUUUAGUAUGGAGCCGGCAAAGAAGAAGCGAGGGAGGCCCAGGAAGUACACACCCGAUGGCAACAUUGCAUUGGGGUUGUCGCCAACCCCGAUUUCUUCUUCGCCAAAUUCGUUGGUCCAUGCCGAUUCUGGAGGUGGCACUGGCACCCCUGGCGUGGCCUCCGAGCCUUCUUCUAAGCGGAAUAGAGGAAGGCCGCCAGGUUCAGGCAAGAAGCAGCUUGAUGCUUUAGGAGGAGUUGGAGGUGUUGGGUUUACACCUCAUGUGAUUACAGUGAAAGCAGGGGAGGACAUAGCAUCAAAGAUCAUGGCUUUCUCUCAGCAAGGGCCACGAACAGUUUGUAUUCUUUCUGCAAAUGGUGCCAUUUGUAAUGUUACCCUUCGUCAACCAGCAAUGUCUGGUGGUACUGUGACAUAUGAGGGCCGAUUUGAGAUUAUUUCUCUAUCAGGUUCUUUCUUGCUUUCUGAAAAUGAUGGUAGUCGCAACCGAACUAGUGCUUUGAGCGUGUCAUUAGCAGGUUCAGAUGGUAGAGUUUUGGGUGGAGGAGUUGCUGGAGUGCUAACGGCAGCAUCACCAGUACAGGUCAUAGUGGGCAGUUUUAUUGCUGAUGGAAAAAAAUCAAACUCAACAACUUCAAAAUCUGGGCCUUCAUCAGCACCUACAACACAAAUGUUGCAUUUUGGUGCGCCAUUGACAACAUCUAGCCCUACUCAUGGGCCCUCGAGCGAGUCUUCAGACGAUAAUGGUAGUAGCCCUAGUCCACUUAAUCGAGAUCAUGGAAUCUAUAACAAUGCAAGUCAACCCAUUCAUGGUAUGAAUAUGUACCAACUGUGGGCCUCCCAUAAUCCACACUGAAGAGCUCGAGCUGCAGGGCAUUAACACAGCAAUCGGAAUUUUAUAGCCUAACAUGCAUAUCAUUGAAUACAGGCUGCAGGUGAGGUGUUAAGUUGAUGUUGUUGGAAAGCAGGUUCCGUCUUCAUGAGUAGCUUUUAUUUUCUCUUUCUUUGUCUAAUAUGGACACAGCUAUUAGUAAAAUAGCUGCUUGUCAUCCUCCUUUAAGAAUGGCUGGCUUAGUUCAAUGUGGUAUUUAGGCAUAAUGGUUUUCCUUUUUGUACUUCCUGUUUCUAGUUAAUGUUAGUAAUGCACUCUUUUUAGAGGUUAUAAAUAUAGCACAAGGCUUCUACA